This is a messenger RNA of Cyclocybe aegerita, 2187 nucleotides long. The record is from the annotation of a GenBank genome assembly. Lineage: Eukaryota; Fungi; Basidiomycota; Agaricomycetes; Agaricales; Hemipholiotaceae.
AUGUGCGAGGAGCACCUCGAUGAGCCAAUCAUCGGGCAGCGGUGGAGAGACGUGUACGUCCUUUCCUACCGAGGUAAGGUUAUUGGCAACCGGGAAGGUAUUGGGAAGGGAAUUGCGUACGCCUUCCGGGAGAAGAGGAGGCUUAGCCCGACUGGAGAGGUUGCUCUCACCAGUCCUGAUAAAACGCCAAGAUGUGCUCUUCUUCCUCUAACCUCCAUUACCACCCACCAGAGGUCUUUCAAAAUGCCCACAAUACCGCCAAUAUACCUCCGUGCAACGACCCUCGCCGCCGUUGUUGCUGUCGGCGUCGAGCCUAGGAUGGGUGUCAUGGGCGCUAUCCUCCUUGUCUCGCUUUUCGCUGUGUCAUUCCCGACUAUAUCAAAGCAGGUCCCAUCGUUGCGGAUACCAGGGAUCUUGUUCUUCAUCGGGAAGCACUUUGGGACCGGCGUCAUCCUCGCGACCGCCUUCAUCCACCUCCUCGACGAUGCGUUUCGAUCGUUGCAGAAUCCGGUGCUAGAGAGGUGGUAUGGGAAGGUAGGCAAGUGGACGGGAUUGAUUAUUCUUACGUCGUUGUUGUCCAUCUUUCUCGUCGAAUAUGUCUCGACGACGUACGUCGAGCACCUGCAAGACAAGCCCUCAGCUCCACCGACUCCUGUCGACACACCGCCGACGUCACCAAAGCCCCGCACGCGGAGCAUAUCGCGGACAAGACGACGGUCAAGGUCAAGGCCGCUCUCACCCGGAUCUCCACCGCGAUCGCCCAGGUUCCCUACGCUACCCCCAAGCAUGGCUGCGACAGAGAGCACACCGCUGCUCAUCGCAGCACAGCCCGUACCAUCCGGACCGAAACGCAGCGCCUCCCUCCACUUUCACCCUGCGCAUACCUUCCCUGUUCAUCAUCAUCACCACCACCACCUACACCAUGUCUUCGCCCAGGCCAAGGCUGUCGUAGGGCUUCCCCUUGAGGUCCUGGCGGGCUCGCCGAGAAUCUGUCGGCUUGGGCUGGCACAAGGCCGUACUCGUACGCAUGGACGAGAUUGUCAGCAUGUGCUGGGCCCUGAUUCGGAUUCGGAGUCGAGCGAAGAGAGUGGAUUGGACGAGGUCGAAGGAAGUCGCGGGCGCCGUCACAGCCAUGAGGAACGUCAGCACCACCAUCGUCCGGUCGUAGGGCGGCGACGACAGAUUGUUGGCGUACUUGUCCUCCAACUUGGCAUCAUGAUCCACUCACUCGUUAUCGGCCUCACGCUCGCUGUCACCUCAGGAUCCGACUUCACAUCUUUGACGACGGCGAUCAUCUUCCACCAGCUGUUCGAGGGUCUAUCGUUGGGUAUUCGGAUAGCGGCCCUGCCACCUUCAACAUCGAAGCACGGGCACGGGCAUAGUCACGAGCAUGAGCGUGAACAUCACUACCGCCACUCGGGACACGACUUGGAGGACGUAGAGGAGGAACCAAGAGGUCGAAGUGCGUCCUCAGGCUCGGACCGUGAGGAGGCUAGGAAAGCUAGGGCAGCUCGAGAGCAGCUGGCUGUCAAUGGAGGCACACUUGUGCAUUCGCCGACGCAGGAAGAAAGCUCUUCGCCUCGCUCGCCUCUCCUUGGUGCCAGCACGAAGACAAGACCGCGUCCACCUAGGGAACCCCUACCUUCAAAUACGGGGUUCUGGGCCGCUCUGAAGAGGGUGCUCGACGUGAGAUGCUGGGGAAUCUGGCAGAAGGACAUCCACUGGCUACAGCCGACACUGUCGCUGCUAUUCGCAGUUACGACACCAUUUGGAAUGGGAGUUGGGAUGAUGCUCUGGGGUGGAGAGAAAGGGAAGAGCGACGAAGCCCAAAUGCUCCUUAUCCAAGGAGUGAUGUCCGCCAUCUCGGCGGGCCUGCUGAUCUACGCCGCAACCGUUGAGAUGAUCGCGGGCGACUUCGUCUACGGCGACGUCGACGGGCAUAGUCAUCAUCAUCACGGGCAUGGAGGGCCUGUGGACUCGCAACAUGUUCACCAUCAUCACCACUCGCACGACUCGAGUGUAGACUCCAUGCCAGGAGAUGUCGAGUCUCUACCUUCGCCCAGCGGACCGGCGCCGCCGCCGGUCCUGGAGAAGAAGGCGGAAUCGACGAUGAUGAAGCGGGCGUUGGCUGUGGCCAGCUUAUUCGCCGGCGCGACGAUGAUGGUACUGGUGGGGCUAGGAGAGUAG